Molecule: messenger RNA, 4519 nt
Organism: Cervus elaphus (red deer)
Lineage: Eukaryota; Metazoa; Chordata; Mammalia; Artiodactyla; Cervidae
Gene: ATXN2
Product: ataxin 2
Exons: 25
Coding region: 32-3928 (1298 amino acids)
Biological process (GO): cytoplasmic stress granule assembly
Cellular component (GO): cytoplasmic stress granule
Molecular function (GO): RNA binding
Source: RefSeq, a predicted model, not a curated record
CGCCACGCGGCACCUCUGUGCCCGACCCCCGAUGCGCCCGACGGCCGCAGCUCCUCGGGGCCCCGCGGCGGCUAUCGAGCCUCGUCGCUUCGCCGCGGCCAGGUGGCCCGGGCGGCGCUCGCUCCCGCGGCCGGCGCGGCGGGGCGGCGGCAGCGGCGGGGCUCCGGGACCGUAUCCAUCCGCCGCCCCUCCCCCGCCCGGCCCCGGCCCCCCUCCCUCCGGGCAGCGCUCGCCUCCCUCCUCCUCAGACUGUUUUGGUAGCAACGGCGGCGGCGCGGCCCGGCCCGGCUCCCGGCGACUUCUCGGUUUCGGCGGGCCUCCCCGCCCGUUCGUCGUCCUCCUGCUCCCCCUCGCCGGCUCGGGCGCCCCCCCGGCCGCGCCAACCCGCGCCUCCCCGCUCGGUGCCCGCGCGUCCCCGCCGCGCUCCGGCUUCUCCUCGGCGCGCCCGGCUCCCGGCAGUCCCCGCCCGGCGUGCGGGCCGGUGUAUGGGCCCCUCACCAUGUCGCUGAAGCCUCAUCAGCAACAGCAGCAGCAGCAGCCGCAGCCGCAGCCCGCGGCCGCCAAUGCCCGCAAGCCUGGCGGCGGCGGCGGCCUUCUCACGUCGCCGGCCGCCGCGCCGUCCUCAGUCUCGUCGUCCUCGGCCGCGGCUUCCUCCUCCUCCUCCUCCUCAGUGGCGGUGGCUAGCGCAGGCGGCGGGCGGCCGGGCCUGGGCAGAGGCCGAAACAGUAGCAAAGGACUGCCUCAAUCCACGAUUUCUUUUGAUGGAAUCUAUGCAAAUAUGAGGAUGGUUCAUAUUCUUACAUCAGUUGUUGGAUCCAAAUGUGAAGUACAAGUGAAAAAUGGAGGUAUAUAUGAAGGAGUUUUUAAAACAUACAGUCCUAAGUGUGAUCUGGUACUUGAUGCUGCACAUGAGAAAAGUACAGAAUCCAGUUCGGGGCCAAAACGUGAAGAAAUAAUGGAGAGUAUUUUGUUCAAGUGUUCAGACUUUGUUGUGGUGCAGUUUAAAGAUAUGGACUCCAGUUAUGCAAGAAGAGAUGCUUUUACUGACUCUGCUAUCAGUGCUAAAGUGAACGGUGAACACAAAGAGAAGGACCUGGAGCCCUGGGAUGCAGGUGAACUCACUACCAAUGACGAACUGGAGGCUUUGGAAAAUGAUGUUUCUAAUGGAUGGGAUCCCAAUGAUAUGUUUCGAUAUAAUGAAGAAAAUUAUGGUGUAGUGUCUACGUACGAUAGCAGUCUGUCUUCAUACACGGUGCCCUUAGAAAGGGAUAACUCAGAAGAAUUUUUAAAACGAGAAGCAAGGGCAAACCAGUUAGCAGAAGAAAUUGAAUCAAGUGCCCAGUAUAAAGCCCGGGUGGCCCUGGAAAAUGAUGAUAGGAGUGAAGAAGAAAAAUACACAGCAGUUCAGAGAAAUUCCAGUGAACGUGAGGGCCACAACAUAAACACUAGGGAAAAUAAAUAUAUUCCUCCUGGACAAAGAAAUAGAGAAGUCAUAUCCUGGGGAAGUGGGCGACAGAAUUCACCGCGUAUGGGCCAGCCUGGAUCGGGCUCCAUGCCACCAAGAUCCACCUCUCACACUUCAGAUUUCAACCCGAAUUCUGGUUCAGACCAAAGAGUAGUUAAUGGAGGUGUUCCCUGGCCAUCGCCUUGCCCAUCUCCUUCCUCUCGCCCACCUUCUCGCUACCAGUCAGGUCCCAACUCUCUUCCACCUCGGGCAGCCACCCCUACACGGCCGCCCUCCAGGCCCCCCUCGCGGCCAUCCAGACCCCCGUCUCACCCCUCUGCUCAUGGUUCUCCAGCUCCUGUCUCUACUAUGCCUAAACGCAUGUCUUCAGAAGGGCCUCCAAGGAUGUCCCCAAAGGCCCAGCGACACCCUCGAAAUCACAGAGUUUCUGCUGGGAGGGGUUCCAUUUCCAGUGGCCUAGAAUUUGUAUCCCAUACCCCACCAAGUGAAGCAGCUGCUCCUCCAACAGCAAGGACAAGUCCUGCAGGGGGCACAUGGUCAUCAGUGGUCAGUGGAGUUCCAAGAUUAUCCCCUAAAACUCACAGACCCAGGUCUCCCAGACAGAAUAGUAUUGGAAAUACUCCUAGUGGGCCAGUUCUUGCUUCUCCCCAAGCUGGUAUUAUCCCAGCUGAAGCUGCUGCUAUGCCUGUACCAGCUGCAUCUCCUACACCUGCCAGUCCUGCAUCCAACAGAGCUGUCACCCCAUCUCUUGAGGCUAAAGAUUCCAGGCUUCAAGAUCAGAGGCAAAACUCUCCUGCAGGGAAUAAAGAAAAUAUGAAGCCCAGUGAGACAUCAUCCAGCUUCUCAAAAGCUGAAAAUAAAGGUAUAUCACCAAUUGUUUCUGAACAUAGAAAACAGAUUGAUGAUUUAAAGAAAUUUAAGAAUGAUUUUAGGUUACAGCCAAGUUCUACUUCUGAAUCUAUGGAUCAGCUGCUAAACAAAAAUAGAGAGGGAGAAAAAUCAAGAGAUUUGAUCAAAGACAAAAUUGAACCAAAUGCUAAGGAUUCUUUCAUUGAAAAUAGCAGCAACUGCACCAGUGGCAGCAGCAAGCCGAGCAGCCCCAGCAUUUCCCCUUCAGUCCUCAGUAACACGGAGCACAAGAGGGGACCUGAGGUCACAUCCCAAGGGGUUCAGACUUCCAGUCCAGGAUGUAAACAAGAGAAAGAAGAUAAAGAGGAGAAGAAAGACGCAGCUGAGCAAGUGAGGAAAUCAACGUUGAAUCCCAAUGCAAAGGAGUUCAACCCUCGUUCCUUUUCUCAGCCAAAGCCUUCUACCACCCCAACUUCACCUCGUCCUCAAGCACAACCUAGCCCAUCUAUGGUGGGUCAUCAGCAGCCAACUCCAGUGUAUACUCAGCCUGUUUGUUUUGCACCAAAUAUGAUGUAUCCGGUCCCCGUGAGCCCAGGCGUGCAACCUCUAUAUCCUAUACCUAUGACGCCCAUGCCAGUCAAUCAAGCCAAGACAUAUAGAGCAGGUAAAGUACCAAAUAUGCCCCAACAACGGCAAGACCAACACCAUCAGAGUACCAUGAUGCACCCAGCCUCAGCAGCAGGCCCACCAAUUGUGGCCACCCCACCAGCUUAUUCCACACAGUACGUCGCCUACAGUCCUCAGCAGUUUCCAAAUCAGCCUCUUGUUCAGCAUGUGCCACAUUAUCAGUCUCAGCAUCCUCAUGUCUAUAGUCCUGUAAUACAGGGUAAUGCUAGAAUGAUGGCACCACCAACACAUGCCCAGCCUGGUUUAGUGUCCUCUUCAGCAACUCAGUACGGGGCUCAUGAGCAGACACAUGCGAUGUAUGCAUGUCCCAAAUUACCAUACAACAAGGAGACAAGCCCUUCUUUCUACUUUGCCAUUUCCACUGGCUCCCUUGCUCAGCAGUAUGCGCACCCUAAUGCUACCCUGCACCCACAUACUCCACAUCCUCAGCCUUCAGCUACGCCCACCGGACAGCAGCAAAGCCAACAUGGCGGGAGCCAUCCUGCACCCAGUCCUGUUCAGCACCAUCAGCACCAGGCCGCCCAGGCUCUCCAUCUGGCCAGUCCACAGCAGCAGUCUGCCAUUUACCACGCGGGGCUUGCGCCAACCCCACCUUCCAUGACACCUGCCUCCAAUACACAGUCUCCACAGAAUAGUUUCCCAGCAGCACAGCAGACCGUCUUUACCAUUCAUCCUUCUCAUGUUCAGCCGGCUUACACCAAUCCACCCCAUAUGGCCCAUGUACCUCAGGCUCAUGUACAGUCAGGAAUGGUUCCUUCUCAUCCAACUGCCCAUGCGCCAAUGAUGCUAAUGACGACACAGCCACCCGGCGGUCCCCAGGCCGCCCUCGCUCAAAGUGCACUACAGCCCAUUCCAGUCUCGACAACAGCGCAUUUCCCUUAUAUGACGCACCCUUCAGUACAAGCCCACCACCAACAGCAGUUGUAAGGCUGCCCUGGAGGAACCGAAAGGCCAAAUUCCCUCCUCCCUUCUACUGCUUCUACCAACUGGAAGCACAGAAAACUAGAAUUUCAUUAUUUUGUUUUGAAAAAAUAUAUGUUGAUUUCUUGUAACAUCCAAUAGGAAUGCUAACAGUUCACUUGCAGUGGAAGAUAUUUGGACCGAGUAGAGGCAUUUAGGAACUUGUGGGCUGUUCCAUAAUUCCAUAUGCUGUUUCCGAGUCCCGCAAGUACCCCAGCUCUGCUUGCUGAAACUGGAAGUUAUUUAUUUUUUAAUGACCCUUGAAAGUCAUGAACACAUCAGCUAGCAAAAGAAGUAACAAGAGUGAUUCUUGCUGCUAUUACCGCUAAAAAAAAGAAAAAAAAAUCAAGACUUGGAACACCUUUACUAAACUUGACAAAGGUUCAGUAAAUUCUUACCGUCAAACUGACGGAUUAUUAUUUAUAAAUCAAGUUUGAUGAAGUAAUCACUGUCUGCAGUGGUUCAACUUUUAAGUUAAGGGAAAAACUUUUACUUUGUAGAUAAUAUAAAAUAAAAACUUUAAAAAAAUUAAAAAAUAAAAAAAGUUUUAAAAACUGA